UAAUGGGACUUGUGAGGGAUUUCUGACUGACUGAGAGACUUCUGCGGACAUACAGGACACGAGGAGACAGACACGAGCAGUCAAGUCAGUCCAUGAGUAUCCACCACGUCUUCUAUGCUGAUGAAAAGAGGCCCAAAUGCUCCAGGAUGGAUCAGGCACUUCCCAGCCAGAGCCCAGCGUCCAACCUGCUGGAGGCCGACAGCGAGGAGCUGAGUCUCAGAGUGGACUUCUUCAGGAAGCUGGGGUACUCCUCAGCAGAGGUUAUGGUUGCUCUGAAGAAGCUCGACCUGAACACAGACACUAACUCGGUGCUGGGGGAGCUGGUUCGGAGCAGGACCGGCACGGCACCUUGCGGCUCCGACAGCGAGGACAGGAGCCAAAAAGACCCUCUGCUGCCCCCCAGUUGGGCUGUUGGACCCUCCCGAAUCACACAGAAACCAGUGGAGUGGAAUCAUUCAGAUGCGGGAUUGAGACCUAUUGUUAUUGACGGCAGCAACGUUGCUAUGAGUCAUGGCAACAAGGAAGUGUUCUCAUGUCGAGGCAUCCAGCUCGCAGUAAACUUCUUCUUGGACAGAGGUCAUAAUACCAUUACCGUGUUUGUCCCAACUUGGCGCAAAGAGCAGCCCAGACCUGAUGCCCCGAUAACAGAUCAACACUUUUUGAUGGAGCUUGAAAAAAGGAAAAUAUUGGUCUUCACUCCAUCGCGCCGUGUUGGUGGUAAGCGGGUGGUUUGCUAUGAUGACCGCUUUAUCGUCAAGGUGGCAUAUGAGUCGGAUGGAGUGAUCGUAUCCAAUGACACCUACCGUGACCUCCAAGGAGAAAGACCUGAGUGGAAGAAAUGCAUCGAGGAGAGGCUUCUCAUGUUCUCCUUUGUGAAUGACAAGUUCAUGCCCCCAGAUGACCCUCUGGGUCGCCAUGGCCCCAGUCUUGACAACUUCCUUCGGAGAAAUCCUCUGCCUACAGAGCAGAAGAGACAGCUCUGUCCUUAUGACAAAAAGUGCACUUACGGCAUCAAAUGUAAAUUCUACCAUCCAGAGCGGUCGAACCAGUCUUACCUGUCCUUGGCGGAUGAACUGAGAGAAAAAGCCCAGAUUUCUACUGUAAAAGAAGAAAGAAAUGCCAGAUUAUCACCCAGGCAGCACCAGUCCGAUCCUGCUCAUAAUGCCUUUUCCUAUCCUUUAGACUCUACCAAAGAGCACACAAGAGACAGGCAAAGUCCUUCACAUCCCAGUCAGGUUUGUGAAAAUACACUGCUGUACUGGGAGGAUCAGAGAAAAAGUCCUAAUCAAAUGCCCUGUCCUGUAAACCAGUGUCACACAGAUUGGCCUGGGAUGCACUCCAUGCCCAGUCAAUACUAUGCCAACGUCUCUCACGAGUACCUUGAUUCUGGCCUUGGCUCUUAUGACAGUCAGUACUCUGACUAUUCGCAUUGCCUCAGUAACCCCAACAGACCCAGGCUCCAGCAGCAAAGUGCCCACGCCGGACCCAGACAGGCCCCAGUGCAUUUAGAGAACAACAACAGCAGCCAGUCUUGCAGGUGCUGUUCCCAUGUAGGCCCCUCAACAGUUUACCAGCAACCUCAUGGAAACCCAGACUGCAAGGGUCAUUCCCAAUAUGACAGCUACCCUCCUCAAAUGUUCCCGCCUAGUGUGCCUCCCCAAAAUAGCCAUCAGCAUUACGGUGGAGCCCAGCAUCAUCAGCAAAGUUACUGGUCGGAUCCAUUUCAGGGGUUGCCCCAAGCCAGGACACCGUGUAGUCUCCCCUCUUCGGCCCACUCCUCACACUCCAACAGCGGCUCUUACAAAGGCCAGCAGUACCACUCCUGGGGCCCAACGCAUGGAUCCCCCGAUGCGUUUGACCCACAAAAAAGGAUGGAUCUCCGCAAGAAACUGCAAGCCAUCUUCAACCCCAGUCAGGUGGAUACCGUCAUGGAAAUGUAUCCUCAUGUGACGAAUGCGGAGAAACUGGCUGCAGAAAUCCUCAACCUGAAGGCUCAGAGAGGGAUUUUCUGAUAAUCCUCUGAUGAUUUUCUACCUUUGCUUUCUUUUAAGUCAGAACUACCAUAACAUUUGUGUUGACUCUGUCAAAGCAAACAAGGAUUUUCUUGAAAAGCUUAAUUGUGUCGAUGGAUACGAUAAUACUUUAAUGGUCAGAUCAAGUCGGAAAUUUGACUUGCAUCACAGCAGCUACAUGUGUAACAUCAACAUAGACACAUAUCGAGACACAAUACAUAACAGCACAAUCACUGAGAGAAAACAUUUUCAAUGUCCCUUUAGCGUGCAUUUGAUCUGGGAUGAAUGAUCAUGAUCGUGAUUAAGCAUUUGAAUAUGUUUAACUAAGUUGCCAAUGCAGAAGUGCAAAUGUGCCUUCCUAUUUAUGAACAGUUAAGACAUCUGUUCAAUGUAUGUGUAUGACAUUAUAGUCAAAUGUGACCUUGUGAUCCAAUCAUUUGGAUGAAAUGUGUCACUUUACCAAAAAAAGUUAAGCCUAGUGCUUCUAGAGUUUUGACUGUUGAUGCAUAUUGUGUCAAAUGUUAUAUAUUUUAAUCUAUUUCCAAAAAAAGUUCUCAUGCAAUAAGAAAUGGCUGUUUAAAGUUUUAUUUUUGUAUUUUUUAUUUCACUCUAGUUCUCCAGAAAAUUGGGUUUUUCUAUAUUAUACCUGAGAAAUAAGUAUGUUGUAUUUUUUAAGCUUUAGCCACAUUAGGCUGGUUGAAGCUGUAUCCCCGAUCCAAAAUGUUAUUUAUAAUAAAUGAUAAGGAACAAGGAAACUGUGAAGACUUUUAUAGAGUGAAGGCGAAAGUCAUUUCCCUGUGUGUCAUCAACCUUUCCCGUAAAUCUGCAUCAGUUUCAUGAAACACUCCCGGAACAAGUGUUGUGUAAAUAUGUUCUGUUGGAUCAAUUUACAGUUAGCUUGUCUUAAAAAAAACAUAUUAAAAAUAAAAACAUGUCAUGUAUGAAA
Molecule: messenger RNA, 2958 nt
Organism: Notothenia coriiceps (black rockcod)
Lineage: Eukaryota; Metazoa; Chordata; Actinopteri; Perciformes; Nototheniidae
Product: ribonuclease ZC3H12A-like
Exons: 6
Coding region: 93-2012 (639 amino acids)
Biological process (GO): 3'-UTR-mediated mRNA destabilization
Cellular component (GO): cytoplasmic ribonucleoprotein granule; nucleus
Molecular function (GO): mRNA binding; RNA endonuclease activity; metal ion binding
Source: RefSeq, a predicted model, not a curated record